AUGUCUUCAAAAUUCUUGGCAGAAUUAUCUAAUGAUUACGAAAAACUUUUUAAGACAGAAAUUGGAUAUGACGUUAUUAUUUAUGCUGGUGAAGAGCAAUAUGUUAAGGAAAUUCAUGCUCAUUCAAAUAUUUUGUGCAUUAGGUCUCAAUACUUUCGCUCUGCUUUUUUCAAUGAAUGGGCUGAGAAAAAAGAUGGAAAAUUUAUUUUCAGAAAACCUAACAUCUCACCACAAUUAUUUAAUAUUAUUCUUAGGUUUAUUUAUUGUGGAAGUAUUGAAUUAAAGAAUUUACAAGGUUCUGAUGUAUUGAAAUUGUUAAUUGCAGUUGAUGAACUCAAUAUUCAUUCUUUGGUUUCUCAUAUUCAAGAAUUUUUGAUUGAACACCAAACUGAAUUUUUAUAUCAAAAUCCAACUGAAAUUCUUGAAACUGUUUAUCAACAUGAAACAUUUACAGAUUUAUGGAAUUUCUGUCUUGAAAAAAUUUGUGAAGAACCUGAAGUUCUAUUCAAUUCUGAUAAAUUUAUUAAUUUAAAAGCUCCUUUAUUAGAAUUAUUGUUAAAAAGAGAUGAUUUAAAUAUGGAUGAAAUUGAAAUUUGGGAAAAUUUGUUAAAAUGGUGUUUUACUCAACAAAAUAUGAAGAAUAAACCAUAA
Molecule: messenger RNA, 651 nt
Organism: Rhizophagus irregularis DAOM 181602=DAOM 197198
Lineage: Eukaryota; Fungi; Glomeromycota; Glomeromycetes; Glomerales; Glomeraceae
Source: RefSeq, a predicted model, not a curated record